AUGGCCAAAUUAUACUCUUGGCUCUUUAUUCUUUCUGCCUCAAUUUAUUAUUACUUCUUCACUUGCUUAGCUGUGAGUAGUAAGAAAAACCUAACCACCGAUGAAUUUUCACUUCUUGCAUUCAAAUCCUCAAUUACCUUAGAUCCUUAUCAUAUUCUUAGUAAUUGGUCAAUUUCCACUUCUGCUUCUUCUUUCUCUUCAUGCAAUUGGGUUGGUGUUACUUGUGAUGAACAUCAUGGAAGAGUAAAUGCAUUGAAUCUUAGUAACAUGGGCCUUGAAGGUAACAUUUCUCCUCAAUUAGGAAAUCUCUCUUUCCUUGUUGUUCUUGAUCUACAUGGCAAUAGUUUCCAUGGUGAGUUACCACAUGAGUUAUUUCAAUUGCAUAAUAGAUUGAAAAUGUUGGAUUUGAGCAACAAUGAUUUUGUUGGAGAAAUUCCGAAAGGAAUUGGUGAUCUUACACAACUGAGAUUUGUGAACCUGCAAUAUAAUAUGCUCACAGGUAACAUAUUGAUGUUCAACAACUCAUCGUUGCAAUACUUAUAUCUUGGAUAUAAUAAUAUGACUGGAAUCCUUCCAACAAAUAUUUGUCUAGGGCUUCCAAACCUUAGAUCACUCUAUCUUUAUGCUAAUGAUUUUUCUGGUAUGAUGCCAAAUGUUUGGCGUGAUUGCAAAGAGUUGGAAGAAUUGGAAUUAUCCAAAAAUAAUUUUGACAAAGGACGUAUACCUGCUGACAUUGGAAAAUUGACCAAACUUCAGUCUCUGUAUCUCGCAAAAAACAACUUGGAGGGUGAAAUUCCAAUCUCCCUCUUCAACAUCUCUUCGUUGAGAGUGAUCAGCCUUUUGGGUAACAAUUUAAAUGGAAUUCUUCCACAUGAGACGUGUUCGUUACCAAUGGAGAUUGGCCAUCUCAAUCAACUUCAGAUUCUACAAAUGUGGAAUAACAACUUGAGUGGACCUAUUCCUUCAAAACUCUUCAACAUUUCAACAUUGGAAAAUUUGUUUCUUGGACAAAAUUCUUUCUCAGGCAUGCUUCCAUCAAAUCUCGGAUUUGGCCUUCCUAACCUACGAGUACUACGCAUGUAUGGAAACAAGUUUGUUGGAAAAAUUCCAAAUAGUAUAUCCAAUGCUUCAAAUCUUGUUGCAGUUAGCCUUAGUGAUAAUGAACUUAGUGGAAUUAUUCCCAAUUCUUUUGGAGAUUUAAGAUUCCUCAAUUAUCUCAGAUUAGAUAGCAAUAAUUUGACAUUAAUGGAUGAUUCUCUUGAAAUAAACUUCCUCACUUCACUUACAAGUUGUAAACAUCUGACACAUCUUGAUGUAUCAGAGAAUAUUUUGCUAUCAAAACUUCCCAGGUCCAUUGGAAACUUAUCUUUAGAAUACUUUUGGGCAGAUUCUUGUGGAAUUAAUGGAAAUAUUCCACUUGAAACUGGAAACAUGAGCAACCUGAUUAGAUUAUCUUUGUGGGAUAAUGAUUUAAAUGGAUCAAUCCCUGGUUCAAUUAAAGGGUUACAUAAACUUCAAUCUUUAGAACUUGGUUACAAUAGACUACAAGGAUCCAUGAUUGAUGAGCUUUGUGAAAUUAAGAGUUUGAGUGAGUUAUAUUUAAUAAGCAAUAAGCUUUUUGGAGUGUUACCAACAUGUUUGGGAAAUAUGACUUCACUUAGAAAGCUUUACUUAGGAUCUAACAGGUUAACCUCUAGUAUACCUUCCUCCUUUUGGAAUCUUGAAGAUAUUUUAGAGGUAAACCUAUCCUCCAAUGCUUUAAUUGGAAAUCUUCCACCUGAGAUUAAGAAUUUGAGAGCUGUUAUACUGUUGGACUUGUCAAGAAAUCAAAUUUCAAGAAACAUUCCAACAGCCAUAAGUUUCUUGACAACUUUAGAAUCUUUUUCUUUAGCAUCUAACAAAUUGAAUGGAUCUAUUCCAAAAUCACUUGGUGAAAUGUUAAGCUUAAGUUUCUUGGACUUGUCUCAAAAUCUUUUAACCGGUGUGAUCCCAAAAUCCUUAGAGCUACUUUCUGAUCUUAAAUACAUAAAUUUGUCAUACAAUAUAUUGCAAGGAGAGAUUCCUGAUGGAGGACCUUUCAAAAGAUUCGCAGCUCAGUCUUUCAUGCAUAAUGAAGCCUUGUGUGGCUGUCAUCGCUUAAAAGUACCUCCAUGUGAUCAACAUAGGAAAAAGUCAAAGACAAAGAUGCUAUUAAUCAUAUCCAUAUCACUCAUAAUUGCUGUGUUGGGCAUUAUUAUUGUUGCAUGUACAAUGCUUCAAAUGCAUAAAAGGAAAAAGGUUGAAAGUCCACGUGAAAGGGGUUUAUCCACUGUAGGAGUUCCAAUAAGGAUUUCCUAUUAUGAACUCGUCCAAGCAACUAAUGGAUUCAGCGAGACUAAUUUACUUGGAAGGGGUGGUUUUGGAUCAGUGUAUAAAGGAAUGCUUUCUAUUGGGAAGAUGAUAGCAGUUAAAGUACUUGACUUAACAAUGGAAGCUACUUCAAGAAGCUUUGAUGCAGAAUGCAAUGCAAUGCGCAACCUCCGGCAUAGAAAUCUCGUCCAAAUUAUCAGUAGUUGUUCAAAUCCUGAUUUCAAAUCUCUAGUGAUGGAGUUUAUGUCAAACGGAAGUUUGGAAAAAUGGUUAUACUCUAAUAACAAUUUUUUGGAUUUCUUGCAAAGGUUGAACAUAAUGAUAGAUGUGGCAUCUGCAUUGGAGUAUCUCCAUCAUGGUUCUUCAAUACCAGUGGUUCAUUGUGACUUGAAGCCUAGUAAUGUGUUACUAGAUGAAGCUAUGAUUGCACAUGUGAGUGAUUUUGGCAUUUCCAAGCUCUUGGAUGAAGGACAAUCAAAAACUCAUACAGGGACUUUAGCUACUCUUGGCUAUGUUGCACCAGAGUAUGGAUCUAAAGGAGUCAUUUCUGUUAAAGGAGAUGUGUACAGCUAUGGGAUAAUGCUAAUGGAACUGUUCACCGGAAAGAAGCCAACAAAUGAAAUGUUUUCAGAAGAAUUAACUUUGAAAACUUGGAUUAGCGAAUCGAUGGCCAAUUCGAGUAUGGAAGUUGUGGAUUACAAUCUAGACUCGCAACAUGGGAAAGAAAUUUAUAAUAUCUUAGCUUUAGCAUUGAGAUGUUGUGAAGAAUCUCCUGAGGCUCGGAUUAAUAUGACAGAUGCAGCUACCUCGUUAAUCAAGAUCAAGACCUCAUUCAUCCCAUGA
Messenger RNA from Medicago truncatula (barrel medic), 3192 nucleotides. RefSeq names its product LRR receptor-like serine/threonine-protein kinase GSO1. The coding region runs from base 1 to 3192 and encodes 1063 amino acids. Gene Ontology annotation, molecular function: protein kinase activity; protein binding; ATP binding. Gene Ontology annotation, biological process: protein phosphorylation. NCBI's taxonomy places the organism in Eukaryota, Viridiplantae, Streptophyta, Magnoliopsida, Fabales, Fabaceae. The transcript has 4 exons. The record is from RefSeq and is a predicted model, not a curated record.